AGGCAAUCCCAUCACACCAUGUAAGGUGAAUGGCAGACGUUCGGACCAAUCAGAUUCGCCACGCCCACUGCCCAUAUAAGGGAGCGGCGGCCAUGUUUCUCUCUCUUACCUUGUGGGCUGUCAAGCAAGGAUCUGUGGAGGAGCUACGGACAUUCAUGACCGCUUUGAACACCAACAACCAAAACAUCAAACUCACCUAUAAAGCUGGAAGAAAUCAUAUGGAUUUCCUGGACAUGACAUUUAAUGUAGAUUCACGAGGGUAUGUACAUUCUGACCUUUUUCGCAAACCUACAUCCACCAAUUCGCUAUUACAUGCUCGUUCAUCGCACCCCCAAAAUCUGAUUAAGGGCAUUCCCAUUAGACAGUUUCUACAUUUAAAGCGUAUCUGCUCUAAAAAGGAGAUUUUUGAAAGAUGGGCUACUGAACUCUGGAACAGGUUCUCUGAACGAGGAUACAAAGACAAUUGGAUUCGAAGUGCAUAUAUAAGAGCUAAGCACACAAACAGAAGACAUCUACUGCAACCUAGGAACAAGCCCAAGAAAGAUGAUCAGAAACCAGAGUGGGGUUGCCACCUAUGUGGCAAAUGUGUAGCAUCUGCCAAUAUAUGUGCAGAUUCAAGUUACUCUAAUUUUGAUGGCUCCAUUGCACUUCAGAUUUGA
This is a messenger RNA of Hyla sarda, 659 nucleotides long. RefSeq lists its product as uncharacterized. The record is from RefSeq and is a predicted model, not a curated record. The coding region runs from base 30 to 659 and encodes 209 amino acids. Lineage: Eukaryota; Metazoa; Chordata; Amphibia; Anura; Hylidae. The transcript is spliced from 3 exons.